Ambispora leptoticha is the source of this 1042-nucleotide messenger RNA. NCBI's taxonomy places the organism in Eukaryota, Fungi, Glomeromycota, Glomeromycetes, Archaeosporales, Ambisporaceae. The record is from the annotation of a GenBank genome assembly.
GAUGAAGGUGGUGAGAAAGAAAAACAAACCGCUUCUGAGCAAGUGAAGGAAGAGAAUGCAGCCAGAGAAAAAGAAGACUUUCAGGAAGCAGUGCGGAGCAUAAGCGAAUUAACAAAAUUAAAGAAUGGCAAUACUUGGGAACAGAAGGAGUUUAAUAGACAAGUAGAUAAUUAUAAAGACAAUUAUGGUAAUCGUAAAGAUUUACCCGAAGAAAUUAAGUGGGGUUCAACUCAACAAUCAGAAAAUAAUCAAGACCAAGGAAAUAAGGAUAAAGGCAGUGGUGGUAAUGGCAAAAAGGGAAAAAAUAAUGACAAUAAUAAUGACUCUCAAGAACCAAAACGAGCCAAAAUUGAAGAAGAAGUUAAACAAGACCAAGCCAAAAAAGAUGAAGAAGCAACUAAUACAUUAACUAAUGAUUUGGCGGGGCUGGCCAGCAAAUCUGACCAAGAAAAAGAACAAAGUUUAGUUGAUAUUGAAAAAUUAAAAAAUCAAGGUGGAGUUUACGGACAACGAAAAGAGGAAAUUAAAGAAAAAAAAGAUGAAUUAGCCAAAAAAGACCCCCAAGGAUAUGGCAAAAUAAUUGCCAAAGUUAUCCAACAAAAAAUGAAGGAAUUUAAGGUAGAAAUUAAUAAAUUGGGUAGUGAAAUCAAAGAAAAAAUCAAGAAAUUACAAAACGGCGAAAUUACUAAUGAUGAGCAAGUGCGAGAAAUUGAGGAGGAAGUCAGCGAAAAAGUAAGUGAGGAGGUAGCGAAUGUGGAAACAAAUGACUUGUUGGCUCAAGCCCAAAAUUUACUAAAAGGUACUGCUGGUAAUCUAAAAAGCCAACUAGAAAAGAUAAAAAAGGGUUUGUAUAGUUUGAAAUUAAGCAUCAAUCCUUAUCAGCAAAAAGCUUAUCAAUUGCAAAAACCAAGAAUAGAAAAAGCCCUCAAAGAUUUAGAAAGUCUUUCUCAAAACAACACUCAUCAACCAAAUAAGUCAGGCUUCUUCCAACCGAAAGUGAUUAUUUCGCUUGGACUUUUGGCCGUAUUAGCCUUGGUGGUAG